Molecule: messenger RNA, 1041 nt
Organism: Chelonus insularis
Lineage: Eukaryota; Metazoa; Arthropoda; Insecta; Hymenoptera; Braconidae
Gene: Hr83
Product: Hormone receptor 83
Exons: 6
Coding region: 1-1041 (346 amino acids)
Biological process (GO): regulation of transcription by RNA polymerase II; anatomical structure development; cell differentiation
Molecular function (GO): nuclear receptor activity; zinc ion binding; RNA polymerase II cis-regulatory region sequence-specific DNA binding
Source: RefSeq, a predicted model, not a curated record
AUGGGACGAACAUUACCAAGUCCUGUACCAUGUAAAGUUUGUGGUGAUCGUUCUUAUGGGAAACAUUACGGAGUGUACAGUUGCGAUGGUUGUUCUUGUUUUUUCAAAAGAUCUGUUCGUCGAAAAAUCACUUAUACUUGUAUAGAAAUUAAUGAGCAAUUAAAUCCAGCUGGAACAGGAUCUUGUUUAAUUAAUAAAGCAAGAAGAAAUUGGUGUCCUCAUUGCAGACUUAAGAAAUGUUUUGAAGUUCAUAUGAACACUGCAGCUGUACAAGAAGAACGAGGUCCUCGGUCAAGAACUGGAAACAAAAUACCACAGUUAAAUUCAACCAAUUCAUGGAGUUCACAUGAAACAUUGCUAAUGGAUCCUUUCAACGGUCAAAUAAACCCAGCUUUUAAAUUAAAUGAGAUCGAUAAAACUCAUGAUGUUGCGAUUUUAGCAAAUACAUUCAAUCAAGCAUUUGUUGAAAAUCCAAUCCACCCAAGAAUCAUAUCAUCGGGAGAAGCAGUACAGUACGAAGUAGCUGCCCAAAUAUUUUUAUCAGCUAUUCGUGGAGCUCGUCGCCACAAGGACUUCUCGAGAAUCAGUAUAACAACCCAGAACUGGAUAUUGCACCACAAUUGGUCCGCCAUAUUUAUUCUAAAAGCUGCACUGUGGCCAGUUGAUUUGACGGAAUUCCAAUUGAGAAAUGUUAUAGUUAAUAAAACGAUCACGAGAUAUUUAUCAUCAACAAGGGCUAUGAUUUCGAAACUAGAACUCACCGAAGUUGAACUAUCAUGUCUUGAAACAUUUGCUCUAUGUCGUUCUGAAUUAACUGAUUCCAUCGAAGACUUUGCGGUUAUGAAUAAUGCUCAAAGAUCAGCAUUGAGAUUAUUAAGUGAUCAUAUCGAAGGACGAGUGGAUGAUUUUCAAAGGAUAGCAGAAAUCAUUUUGAUUCUACCAAUAUUAUUUGCUUGUUGUUCAAGAGAAUUAUCAUGUACUUUUUUUACACCAGUCAUUGGUGAUGUUAGUCUUGAUCAAGUGAUUGCUUCUAUUCAAUAA